Molecule: messenger RNA, 1914 nt
Organism: Fusarium keratoplasticum
Lineage: Eukaryota; Fungi; Ascomycota; Sordariomycetes; Hypocreales; Nectriaceae
Product: CAP10 domain-containing protein
Exons: 3
Coding region: 1-1914 (637 amino acids)
Source: RefSeq, a predicted model, not a curated record
AUGGUCAAGAUGCUUGCGCCUGGCUUCAGGUCACGGCGCGCCACCCCUUUUAUACGCUUCGCCGUCGUCGCUGGCCUGUUCCUCUUUGCCUUCUGGACACUAAGCUCGCGAACACCCUCUAUUAAUAUCCCUACUCGACAACCUGUGAACGUAAAGCCUUUCGGCAAUUCAAAGCCUUCUGACCAGAAACCCGUAUCAGACCCUGGCGUGAGGGGCGUCCACCCCAUAGAUAAACUCAUCCACGAUGCUGGAAAAUCAUACAAAGCACUCGUUGCGAAGGAAUCCCACACCCUCGAAGAGGCUGCCCAGGCCUACCGACAGCGCCGUGGCCGUCACCCUCCCCCUGGGUUCGACAAGUGGUUCGAGUUUGCGAAAGCCAACAAUGCUAUCGUCGUGGAGGAAUUUUGGGACCAGAUUUACCAUGAUCUCGAGCCUUUCUGGGGCGUUCCCCAGCCCAUUAUCCGCAAGGAGGCAUACAGCUUCGAGAUGUCGAUUCAUAUUCGAAAUGGCAAGGCCAACUCGACUAGCGAUUGGUUCUGGACUCAGAUUUGGCUCGACAUGAUUCGAUCCAUUGAGCACUUGAUCCCCGACCUGGACAUGCCUCUCAACGCAAUGGACGAGCCUCGCUUGGUCGUCCCCUGGGAGGACAUUGAUGGUUACUUGACUGCCGGAGCCAAGUCUCGUGCUCUGCUGCCAACCAAGGAUGUCAUCUCUGAUUUCCAGACACUUCCCCCGCCGGGCCGUCAUGACCGAUACGCCAGAAUUCCGUUCAAGCGAUGGGAAAAGACCAGCCCCUACUGGCCCAUUGCCCGGCGAGGCUGCCCACCAGAGAGCCCUGCCCGCACGGCCGAGAUGAAGGAAACAUUUAACAUGCCUCCAGAGAUCGAUAUCGCAAACGCUCAAGAGCACUCCUUCGAAGGCUUCGUAUCCAAUUUUACCCUCUCGAGCGAUAUCUGCCAUCAACCCGAUCUUCAAGGCCUGAAUGGUCUCCUCAUCAACCCCAUCUCAGUCUCGUCGACCAAGGUCUUGUUCCCCAUGUUUGGCGGCUCCAAGCUUGCUAUCAACAACGAAAUCCUCCUCCCUCCCCCGAUCUACUGGAAAGGCGAAGAACGAUUUACCGGCGGUGAAGACAACGACGUGGAUUGGAAGGACAAGACCAGCAAGGUCAUUUGGCGAGGUGUCGCAACUGGAGGACGAAACAAGGCCGACAACUGGCGAGGUUUCCAUCGCCACCGAUUCGUUUCGAUGAACAACGAGACCAAGGUAUCGAGCGUCGAGGCCGGUUUGGCAGUGCCCGAGAACUUUGUGCUACCAUCAGAAAAGUACAAUUUGAAGGCCCAAUCCCAGGGCCGCCUGGGUGAAUGGAUCGGAGAGUGGUCAGAAGUCGGCUUCGUGGACCUCAUGUGCCAUCCCAACAAUGACGAGGGCACAUGUUGGUACACUGACCACUACUUCAAGAAGGUCGAGGGGAUGAAGAUGCACGACCAGUUUGACUACAAGUAUCUUCCUGAUAUCGACGGGAACUCGUUUUCAGGCCGAUACCUCGGAUUCCUCAACUCGACCUCGCUUCCUAUCAAAGCCACGCUCUUCCGAGAGUGGCACGACAGCCGACUUGUGCCAUGGGUGCACUUUGUCCCCAUGGACAAUCGGUUCCAGGACUUUUACGGUAUCAUGGAGUAUUUCCUUGGAUACAAGGAUAUCAGCGGACAUGACAAGGUGGCGGAGAAGAUUGCCCUCGAGGGUAGGGACUGGGCAGAGAAGGUGCUCCGAAAGGAGGACAUGCAGAUUUACGUCCUUCGAUUACUCCUCGAAUACGGACGAGUCAUUGCCGACGAUCGAGACAAGAUGGGCUGGGUGGAAGACGCCAAGAAGGACCCAUCAAUCGAGAAGACAUGGCAGAGCUUCAACAUGUGA